AAAUGAGUGGCGCUGUUCUAAGUUUCAGGGUUACUGUGUAGGUUGGGAUUGAUGGGAUUACUACAGUUUCCAAGUCUUUUCGUAGUAGUCUGGAACCAGCAGCAUUGACGAUGGCAAUGCACUUGAGGUUCUUGAUGCCAGAUGGAUCAUUCUUUGAGCAUAAAUAUGAUCUUGAUGCUACUGUUGAGCAAAUAACCUCUUCUCUGUUUAGUGACUGGCCCGAUAGUUUAGGACAGAGGCCAAAAUCAAAUCAUUUGAAACUUAUUUUCCAAGGUAGAUUUUUAUCUAGCACUUUGAAACUGUCAGAAUUGAAAUUACCCUCUGAACCAAUUACAAUGCAUUUAAUUCAACAUGAAACAAUGCCUUCGCCUAAAAUAAUCAGUAAGAAUAGUUCUUCAGCUUUCUUUCAACUAAAUAUUAACACUAAACAGUUUUUCAUGAAUUAUUGUCAGUAGAUUAUUGUAUCAUCACUAUAAUUUAAUUAAAAGCUUUUUCAACUUAAGGAAUUCCG
This is a messenger RNA of Schistosoma turkestanicum, 511 nucleotides long. Lineage: Eukaryota; Metazoa; Platyhelminthes; Trematoda; Strigeidida; Schistosomatidae. The record is from the annotation of a GenBank genome assembly.